This is a messenger RNA of Coregonus sp. 'balchen', 20153 nucleotides long. NCBI's taxonomy places the organism in Eukaryota, Metazoa, Chordata, Actinopteri, Salmoniformes, Salmonidae. The record is from the annotation of a GenBank genome assembly.
CAUUGAGCGAGCGUAAACCGGAUAUUGCUGUCAUUGUCAACAAAGCUGAAAAUCUGAUUAUAUAUUUUUUAGAUGUUUUAGUCCAUUCAAAUUAACUCUGGAGGAGGCAGUUGCUUUGCUCGAACUCUAUUUAGUUAUUAUGGUCAUUUCAUUCUCAUGGGCUGUAUAUUUUCUGUUCGUUUAUAAACCUGUAAUUGGGAAAACGUAAGAUUUGUUUCAAAUGAAUAGAAGCAGCUAGCUAGCCUGCAUCAUGGCCAGUCUAUGUGCAUGUCACAUUCAGAAAUGAAAUGGUGAGUAUUACUUUUAAUAUAGUGAAUAUUAUUGGUAGUUAACAAAGCUGUCUUCAAUGUUGUCACACUUGUUUUAAUCCCCACCCAGAACGUUGGGUUGUCUUGACGUCACCCACCAGCUAGCUAACCAGCUAUCUGAAGUUUUUCGGACAGUAAAAUGGACUUUUCCAAAUUUCUGGACGAUGAUUUCGACGUGAAGGACUGGGUGAAUGGGGCCUUCAAGAUGCAGGAGGAUGUGCCUGGGAAAGCGGAUGCGCACGCGGCAACGCUGGUCGUGAAACUGCAGCUGUUCAUCCAGGAAGUCAACAAUGCAAUAGAGGGUAACUAGCUUUGGGACAACAUCGGGAGUCUGGGUAUUGGUUGGACUCCCUGAGUUGUGAACGAUAUAGCCGCUUCACCCCCCCCCCCCCCCCCCAAAAAAAACGUGUCAACAAAAGCAUAUUUAGAAUCUCUAGGAACUAUUUACCAUACAUAAAGUGAAACGUGUCCCUCGCUAUCAAAUAAACGUCUGAAUUCAACUUUUGUCUGAACCGCACCAUAUUCCUGCUGAGUUAUCCCGAUGUUGUCCCAAAGCUGGGUAACUGACAUACUGUCAUUUUUUUUGUCUCAUGUUAUUUCAUUGCUGCCUGUUCCCCAAUACGAUCAAGAAACGUAAGUAUUCCAGGUUCAGUUAACUGACCUGGAAGAACCAAGAGUCAUAGGCUACAGUAGCCCAAUAAUGGACUGCAGGGAGCUUAAUGUUACUCCUUAUUGUCCAAGGACCUUGUUAUUUUCAGAGGAAGACUGGCUCUGGCAGCCAAAACAACCAAAUACUCCAUUUAAACGUGAAUCCAUUCUCAAUUGUGAUACGGUUCUAGAAACAUAAAGCCCUUUAAUUUCAUAUCACGUCAAAAAUAAUUUCACAAAAGCAAAAUAUACACUUACUGGUUUAACAGGCUUUAUCGCAGUUGCAGCUGAUUCUUUUCCAGUUCCAACACCUUCUGGCGGAUUUCUUCCAUUACACACUGGUGUUCAGAGCAUGCUAGUUCGCUAAUUAGCACAGGUGGUCACCUCUGUCUUCCGUAAACAUGCGCUGUAACCUGGAGUUAUGGCUGUGUGGGAACAUUAACCCUAAAUAGUUAACCAAAUAGCUACCCGGAUUAUCUGCAUUGAUCCUUUUUGCACAAACUUUUUUGACUCAUGACAUGCUGCUGCUACUGUUUAUUAUCUAAACUGUUGCCUAGUCACUUUAUUUGUAGUUAUAUGUACAUAUCUACCUCAAUUACCUCGUACCCCUGCACAUUGACUCGGUACUGGUACCCUGUGUAUAUAGCCAAGUUAUCGUUACUCAUUGUUUAUUUAUUAUUACGUAUUAUUUCUCUAUUUUCUCUCUCUGCAUUGUUGGGAAGGGCCCAUAAGUAAGCAUUUCACUGUUAGUCUACACCUGUUGUUUACGAAUACAUUUUGAUUUGAUGUCUCCAGCUUCUCUGACCAUUUACAUACAUGAUGGGAAACAUUUAAAUAUAUUUAUCCUUGUUCAGAGAGCAGUAACCAGGCCCUGCAGAACAUGCCCAGAGUGCUGCGGGAUGGGGAGGCCCUGAAGCAGGAAGCGUCGUUCCUGAAGGAGCAGAUGGUCCUUGUCAAAGAGGACAUCAGGAAAUUUGAGCAGGACACUGUUCAGUCCAUGCAGGUAUGGCAGCCAUUUGCAUUAUAUAAACACAACAUCAGACGGACACCUCAUCGGAAGUGACUUGCAACUAAGCAAACACACACACAACACAAAGCUGCAGCACAGUCAGUCCAUGUAGAUGCGGCAACAUAGUCGCAUAAAACUAUAGUACUAUGGACAGGAUAUUGUCCUAUUCAAAUAGGAUAACAAGCUCUCAGUGUGGCAAAUAUGUAUUGUCAUUUAUACAGCACUAAGUCUUUGGCGUGUGGAUUCUGUGUUGCAGGUCUUGGUGGAGCUCGAUCAGGUCAAGUCUCGGAUGCAUCUGGCCUCCGAUGCACUACAGGAGGCAGACAAAUGGAGCACGCUCAGUGCAGACAUCGAGGAGACCUUCAAGACACAGGUGGUGUCAAACUACCUCUAAAACCCUGCUCCACUCCCCUUAGUAUAUUGUGAUAUGUGAUAUCUCUGCACUGAUUUAAGGAUUCAGUGAUUUGAUAUUUUAGGUGGCACGGGUGACCAAUAUUCUUCUUGUUCAAAAAUUGAGUACAUACACUACCGGUCAAAGGUUUUAGAACACCUACUCAUUCAAGGUUCUUUCUUUCUUUUUACUAUUUUCUACAUUGUAGAAUAGUAGUGAAGACAUCAAAACUUUGAAAUAACACAUGGAAUCAUGUAGUAACCAAAAAAGUGUUCAACAAAUCAAAAUAUAUUUUAUAUUUGAGAUUCUUCAAAUAUCCACCCUUUGCCUUGAUGACAGCUUUCCACACUCUUGGCAUUCUCUCAACUAGCCAUAAUGAGGUAGUCACCUGGAAUGCAUUUCAAUUAACAGGUGUGCCUUCUUAAAAGUUGUGGAAGUUCUUUCCUUAAUGUGUUUGAGCCAAUCAGUUGUGUUGUGACAAGGUAGGGGGGGUAUACAGAAGAUAGCCCUAUUUGGUAAAAGACCAAGUCCAUAUUAUGGCAAGAACAGCUCAAAUAAUAAAAGAGAAAUGAUUCAUUACUUUAAGACAUGAAGGUCAGUCAAUACGGAACAUAUCAAGAACUUUGAAAGUUUCUUCAAGUGCAGUCGCAAAAACCAUCAAGCGCUAUGAUGAAACUGACUCAUGAGGACCACCACAGGAAUGGAAGACCCAGAGUUACCUCUGCUGCAGAGGAUAAGUUCAUUAGCGUUACCAGCCUCAGACAUUGCAGCCCAAAUAAAUACUUCACGGAGUUCAAGUAACAGACACAUCUCAACAUCAACUGUUCAGAGGAGACUGUGUGAAUCAGGCCUUCAUGGUCGAAUUGUUGCAAAGAAAUCACUACUAAAGGACACCAAUAAGAAGAAGAGACCUGGACAUUAGUGGACAUUAGACCGGUGGAAAUUUGUCCUUUGGUCUGGAGUCCAAAUUGGAGAUUUUUAGUCCCAACCGCCGUGUCUUUGUGAGACGCGGUGUGGGUGAACGGAUGAUCUCCGCAUGUGUAUUUCCCACCAUAAAGCAUGGAGGAGGAGGUGUUAUGGUGUGGGGGUGCUUUGCUGGUGACACUGUCUGUGAUUUAUUUAGAAUUCAAGGCACACUUAACCAGCAUGGCUACCACAGCAUUCUGCAGUGAUACGCCAUUACAUCUGGUUUGGGUUUAGUGGGACUAUCAUUUGUUUUUCAACAGGACAAUGACCCAACACACCUCCAGGCGGUGUAAGGGCUAUUUUACCAAGAAGGGGAGUGAUGGAGUGCUGCAUCAGAUGACCUGGCCUCCACAAUCCCCCGACCUCAACCAAAUUGAGAUGGUUUGUGAUGAGUUGGACCGCAGAGUGAAGGAAAAGCAGCCAACAAGUGCUCAGCAUAUGUGGGAACUCAUUCAAGACUGUUGAAAAAGCAUUCCAGGUGAAGCUGGUUGAGAGAUUGCCAAAAGUGUGAAAAGCUCUCAUCAAGGCAAAGGGUGGCGAUUUGAAGAUUUGUUUAACACUUUUUUGGUUACUACAUGAUUCCAUAUGUGUUAUUUCAUAGUUUUGAUGUCUUCACUAUUAUUCUACAAUGUAGAAAAUAGUAAAAAAUAAAGAGAAACCCUUGAAUGAGUAGGUGUUCUAAAACUUUUGACCGGUAGUGUAUAGCCAAUGUCUCUUGGUUCUUGUCGUAAAGGUAGACUAUUAUGACGUAGAUGCAGAAAGUAAACAGCAGAGUGGGUUAAUUUCCGCAACAACUAAGAGCGUUGAAGCGUGAGGCUCAACUUCUCUGCUGUUUUGGUGCCCUGGCUUCCACGCUGUGAACAGUGUGAAGCGAACCCGUGCACAUGCGUAUAUACUGUGUGUGACAGUGAGAGCGAAGUCUUGCAUCUCGCUCAUCUCAAUAUCAGCGGUGCUGCUCAUGGCAACGUCAUUUUGCUGAGUCCAAGUGACCAACUCCUCAAAGGCAGAAGACAGCCCACAUUCAUGGGGACCCACAAGCUCUAGUGAUUUCCAUUUGACUUGACCAAACAUCUAUUUCCAUUUAACCUGAACUUUCUGGAGCUACCUCGUUCCCCCAGGACAUGGCUGUGAUCUCUUCUAAGCUGACCGCCAUGCAGAACAGCCUGGCUAUGCUGGUGGACACACCAGACUACUCUGAGAAAUGUGUGCACCUGGAGGCUCUGAAGAACAGGCUGGAGGCCCUGGCCAGCCCCCAGAUAGUAGCCACCUUCAACUCCAUGUCUAUAGGUAAGAGACUGUCUGGAAAUAACUUAUGAUUGGGUUGAGAUGGAAUACUAAAUCCAUAUUAGUUUAGACCGGUCUUUCUGAAACCUGGUUCUGACUAGGUUUAUGUGUUUUUUUUUUUUUCUGCAGACCAAGCCAAGCUUUUUGUGAAAGUCUUCACAGAGAUAGACCGAAUGCCACAGCUUCUUGCCUACUACUACAAGUGUCAUAAGGUAUGUAUUACAUUAUCACUGAUUUAGUAUAGUGUAGUUGCUUACAUGGUUUAUCUGUAGGUAGGUGUUUUCCAAUUGUUGACUUGAAUUCUCCUGUGUGUGUGUGUGUGUGUGUGUUUCCAGGGUCAACUGGUGAGUGUGUGGCAGGACCUGUCUCAGAGUGAACUGAGUCUAAAUCAGCAGCUGGCUGAGUUCUACGACACCCUGCUCUCCAGCUGGCACUCACAGCUACAAUGGAGCAGCCAGGUAUACUCACACACACUCUAUAGUAGUGGUUUUCAAACAUUUUCAGGGGGGAACCCAUUUCUUUCAGCAGACUUUCUGGCGACCCACCCCAAAUCUAAUGACACAACCUUAAAAUCGGUACAUUUCGUUUUUUACGUCAACAAAUAACCGUCAAUUCAUUACGUUUUCGUUUUUCUUAUCACAAUUAAAAUAACCAAUAAAGACAUUUUACUCAAUAAAAUUGUAUUUUUCAAAUUAUCUUUCUCAAUAAAGUUUGUAUAUUGUCCCAUACAAUGAUCUGUACUCUUAAUUUUUUGUUCCCCCACCCCAAUUAUGCAUUUCAUUUUGUAAAAAUCUGGCGACUCCACUGCAAUUCCCCCUCGACCCCGACUUUGAAUAACCACUGCUCUGUAUCAUACCAUAACACACGUGCUCCAUCAUAACAUGACACACACAACUAAGUAUCCUUCCCACACUGUAUCAUACAGCAACACACACCCUAGGUUAGGGCAGCACAAUUAAUGAAAUUCACAUCGGAAUUGCAAUAUUGACAUGUGCAGUAUCCAUAUCUCAAGAGAUCCACAUCGUAUGCAACAUUUUAAAACGCCACUCAGCCGCAGCAGUUUUUAAAGUUUACUUUGUUUGUCAUCUCUCUCCUCUUGCGGCUGCUUUCCACAAGCCUUGCCCCAUGUCACUCAAGCGGCGCAGUUCUGCCUCCUCACUGUUCGAGCCACUAUAAGUUUGCAUGCUGUUCCGUCAUGCAGUCAACAGAUUGUUCCAAACAAGAACGUGCUGCUUUCCACUUUGCUUCUUAAUAUAAAUAUUUAUACGAUUCCAACAGUUCACCCAAGUGUUUUGAUUUAUAUCACAUUAUUUGGUAAAAAAAAAAAAAAGCAAUUAUAUUUUUUGCCCAUAUCGUGCAGCCCAACCCUAAGUAUCCUUACACACCUCAUACCAUAAAUUACACACCAUAACUUACGCUAGUAGACUGUACAAUAACACACAUUUUCCUCUUGCUUUAACAAACACGUCUGCAGAGGGUGCACAAUCUUCCAUCUGCAACCUAACCCCAUGUCUCCAACUGACUGUGUAUAUGAAUCUAUCUCUCCUCCCCCAACAGGUGUUUAAGAACCCAUACGAGGUGGUGACGGUGCUGCUGAUCCAGACCCUGGGAGCCAUAGUGCCCUCCAUCCCCGUGUGUCUGAGAACGGCCAUGGAGCACACCCCCCAGGAGCAGCGGCUGGAUACCCUGCUGGAGCUCCAUCACACCGCUGCCACCUUCGGCAGGAGCCUGGCACAGGUCAUGUUGCCACACCUGGGUCUGUUCGCCUGCUACUGCAUCUAUAUAUUUAUUUGCACAUUCAUCAACAAGUCAGUCAAUGAUGAGGUGUAAAAUAGUGCCGGAUUUAGCUACACAGUUUAUUUUCAUCCGUAGUCCCUUGCUCAUCAACAGUGAGAGUGAUGAUAUAGAUUAUAAGAUUGUAUUGAUAUCAGACCUGGGUCAAAUACGUCUCAAAUACUUCGAAAUACUUGGAAGGUGCCCUUGAUUUGGCUUGGAGUUUGCACUUUUGGGACUAUUCCAUAGGUAAGGUAAUUAUAGUAAGGAAACAGAAGUAUUUGAAAGAUCUGCUCAUGACAUGUUUAUGGUCAUCUUGAUAGUGACGCUAAUUAAUUGUAUUGAUAUAUAACGCUGAAUCCUAACUUGAGCUCCACCCAGGUAAUUCAAACUUUUCCUUAGGGUUGACGUUAAUUAGCGAUUUGGGGGGAAAAGGUCAGUGCUCACAAGGUAGACUUACAUUGUGGUUGUACCUCUCAGGUGAGAACAACCUGCUGAAGGUGAAUGAGCUGGUCAGUGCCCUGUACGACCCCUACAAACCCUACCAGCUGCAGUAUGGAGACCUGGAGGAGUCCCACCUCCUCAUCCAGAUCAGCGCCAUGCCCCUGGUGAAACACAAACACAUUUACAUUUGAGUCAUUUAGCAGACUUACAAUUGCUCACCUAGUCGGUUCGGGGAUUCGAAUCAGCGACCUUUUGGUUACUGGCACAAUGCUCUUAUCCGCUAGGAUACCUGCACACACACACACACACACACACACAACCAAACCUUAUACAAUGGUCAUUUCACUUUUUGUGGUGAUUCCUGGGAAGGCGAGUGGAAAGGACUUUGUGACCAUUGGCUGUGUACCUCUUUCCCUCUCUCUUCAUCAUACUUUCUAUUCUCUCUCUCUCUCCCUCUCUCUUUCUCUCUCUCCUUAUUCCCCUCCUUUUCCCUCUCCCUCUAUCAGGAGCGUGGUGAGGUGAUAGACUGUGUAGAGGAGCUGAGUCACUCAGUGGGGAAGCUGUUUGGCCUGGCCAGUGCUGCUGUGGACCGCUGUGUCAAACUGACCGACGGCCUGGCCUUGUGUGGCCUCCUCAAGGCCCUCAAAUCCCUCUUCGCCAAGUAAUUAUACACUACUGGUUUUAUCUUAUUUUGUUUUUGAGUGGGUGUGGUACAACUUUUCAGUGUAAACUUAAACGGCUAAAACCAGAUAUAAAGUAUGUAGAAAAGAUAAUUGAGCUAUGUCUUUGAGAACUAACAACCACCAUUCCAAAAAUGUUAUGGCAUGGGGCCCCAUUGAUUUUGUUAUGUUUGAGUCACUCAGAUCGCAUAAGAACACGGCAUAAGCCAUGGACAAAUGUGUGGAGUUGUAGGAAAUUAGCUUUAAAACAUACACAUUUUGUCUCUGCGGCCAAAAGGACGCCCACUACUCCCCCCAUGCUAAAUUUGCCACAACUGUGGCAACGCUUACACACACAUACUACACAGUACACGCAACUUUCAAUAUUCUUGUGAAUAUUCUGGUUGACUUUUGUCCAUUGCUCUCACAUACAGUGGGGAGAACAAGUAUUUGAUACACUGCCGAUUUUGCAGGUUUUCCUACUUACAAAGCAUGUAGAGGUCUGUAAUUUUUAUCAUAGGUACACUUCAACUGUGAGAGACGGAAUCUAAAACAAAAAAUCCAGAAAAUCACAUUGUAUGAUUUUUAAGUAAUUAAUUUGCAUUUUAUUGCAUGACAUAAGUAUUUGAUCACCUACCAACCAGUAAGAAUUCCAGCUCUCACAGACCUGUUAGUUUUUCUUCAAGAAGCCCUCCUGUUCUCCACUCAUUACCUAUAUUAACUGCACCUGUUUGAACUCAUUACCUGUAUAAAAGACACCUGUCCACACACUCAAUCAAAUAGAAUCCAACCUCUCCACAAUGGCCAAGACCAGAGAGCUGUGUAAGGACAUCAGGGAUAAAAUUGUACACCUGCACAAGGCUGGGAUGGGCUACAAAACAAUUGGCAAGCAGCUUGGUGAGAAGGCAACAACUGUUGGCGCAAUUAUUAGAAAAUGGAAGAACUUCAAGAUGACGGUCAAUCACCCUCUGUCUGGGGCUCCAUGCAAGAUCUCACCUCGUGGGGCAUCAAUGAUCAUGAGGAAGGUGAGGGAUCAGCCCAGAACUACACGGCAGGACCUGGUCAAUGACCUGAAGAGAGCUGGGACCACAGUCUCAAAGAAAACCAUUAGUAACACACUACGCCAUCAUGGAUUAAAAUCCUGCAGCACACGCAAGGUCCCCCUGCUCAAGCCAGCGCAUGUCCAGGCCCGUCUGAAGUUUGCCAAUGACCAUCUGGAUGAUCCAGAGGAGGAAUGAGAGAAGGUCAUGUGGUCUGAUGAGACAAAAAUAGAGCUUUUUGGUCUAAACUCCACUCGCCGUGUUUGGAGGAAGAAGAAGGAUGAGUACAACCCCAAGAACACCAUCCCAACCGUGAAGCAUGGAGGUGCAAACAUCAUUCUUUGGGGAUGCUUUUGUGCAAAGGGGACAGGACGACUGCACCGUAUUGAGGGGAGGAUGGAUGGGGCCAUGUAUCGCGAGAUCUUGGCCAACAACCUCCUUCCCUCAGUAAGAGCAUUGAAGAUGGGUCGUGGCUGGGUCUUCCAGCAUGACAACGACCCGAAACACACAGCCAGGGCAACUAAGAAGUGGCUCCGUAAGAAGCAUCUCAAGGUCCUGGAGUGGCCUAGCCAGUCUCCAGACCUGAACCUAAUAGAAAAUCUUUGGAGGGAGCUGAAAGUCCGUAUUGCCCAGCGACAGCCCCGAAACCUGAAGGAUCUGGAGAAGGUCUGUAUGGAGGAGUGGGCCAAAAUCCCUGCUGCAGUGUGUGCAAACCUGGUCAAGACCUACAGGAAACGUAUGAUCUCUGUAAUUGCAAACAAAGGUUUCUGUACCAAAUAUUAAGUUCUGCUUUUCUGAUGUAUCAAAUACUUAUGUCAUGCAAUAAAAUGCAAAUUAAUUACUUAAAAAUCAUACAAUGGGAUUUUCUGGAUUUUUGUUUUAGAUUUCGUUUCUCACAGUUGAAGUGUACCUGUGAUGAAAAUUACAGACCUCUACAUGCUUUGUAAGUAGGAAAACCUGCAAAAUCGGCAGUGUAUCAAAUACUUGUUCUCCCCACUGUACGUGUCUUGGCCAUGUUUUCUACAGGUAUGUGUCAGACUUCUCCACUACUCUGCAGUCAGUCAGGAAGAAGUGCAGGUUGGAGGACACGCCCAGUGCUGCUGUGUUCCAAGAGGAUUGGACUGCCUUCCAGAACUCUGUCAGGUUGGUUUUGUGAAAACCCAAAUCAAACUCUGCUGGCUCUGAUAUUUUCCUUUGCACAUUGUCAUUUUCAGGACGGUCCCAACAGACAUGGUUAAUUAGAUGUUAAAUCCCCUAUUUAGGGGACUUUGAGCGGUUCUGACUGACAUUUUGGUGUACAAUGCGCUCUGUUAACGUCGCAGGGUCCAGUGCCUUAUAGUACACUACAUGACCAAAAGUAUGUGGACACCUGCUUGUCGAACAUCUCAUUCCAAAAUCAUGGGCAUUAAUAUGGAGUUGGUCCCCCCUUUGCUGCUACAACAGCCUCCACUCUUCUGGGAAGUCUUUCCACUAGAUGUUGGAACAUUGCUUCGGGUACUUGCUUACAUUCAGCCACAAGAGCAUUAGUGAGGUUGGGCACUGAUGUUGGGCGAUUAGGCCUGGCUCGCAGUCGGCGUUCCAAUUCCAUUCCCUUCAAUUCAUCCCAAAGGUGUUCGAUGGGGUUGAGGUCAGGGCUCUGUGCAGGUCAGUGACGUUCUUCCACACCGAUCUCUACAAACCAUUUCUGUAUGGACCUCGCUUUGUGCACGGAGGCAUUGUCAUGCUGAAACAGGAAAGGGCCUUCCCCAAACUGUUACCACAAAGUUGGAAGCACAGAAUCGUCUAGAAUGUCGUUGUAUGCUGUAGCAUUAACAUUUCCCUUAACUGGAACUAAGGGGCAUAGCCCGAACCAUGAAAAACAGCCCCAGACCAUUAUUCCUCCUCCACCAAACUUUACAAUUGGCACUAUGUAUUUGGGCAGGUAGCGUUCUCCUGGCAUCCGCCAAACCCAGAUUCGUCUGUCAGACUGCCAGAUGGUGAAACAUGAUUCAUCACUCCAGAGAACGCGUUUCCACUGCUCCAGAGUCCAAUAGCCGACGAGCUUUACACCACUCCAGCUGACGCUUGGCAUUGCCAUGGUGAUCUUAGGCUUGUGUGUGGCUGCUCGGCCAUGGAAACCAAUUUCAUGAAGCUCCCGGCGAACAGUUCUUGUGCUGACGUUGCUUCCAAAGGCAGUUUGGAACUCGGUAGUAAGUGUUGCAACCGAGGACAGAUGAUUUUUACACGCUACGUGCUUCAUCAUUCGGUGGUCCUAUUCUAUGAGCUUGUGUGGCCCUACCACUUCGCGGCUGAGCCGUUGUUGCACCUAGACGUUUCCACUUCACAAUAACAGCACCUACAGUUGACAGCUCUAGCAGGGCAGAAAUUUUACGAACUGACUUGUUGGAAAGGUGGCACCCUAUGAUGUUGCCACGUUAAAAGUCACUGAGCUCUUCAGUAAGGACAUUCUACUGCCAAUGUUUGUCUAUGGAGAUUGCAUGGCGGUGUACUCGAUUUUAUACAUCUGUCAGCGACGUGUGUGGCUGAAAUAGCCAAAUCCACUAAUUAGAAGGGGUGUCCACAUACUUAUGUGUAUAUAGUGUAUUAGAUAGCCCCAUCUGUCUGCUUUUUGCUACCACUCUGUCAGCAGAGCUGACUAUAAGUGUCAGGUUUCACACCCCAUAUUUGCCUCUGAGCGAUGGCGCCCAGCCUGGGAGAUGGCAUAUUAAAGGCAGAUUGACGUUUAUUGUCAUGAAUCUUGCUCUGGAGGCAGAACUGAGCGAUUUCUGCUAGAUGGGCCAGAUGCAAAGUCAAAAUGUGCUGUAUUGUAAAAAGUCAUGAACACGAAAAUGUGCUUUUUGGUCUUAAUUUAAGGUGAGGGUUAGGCAUUAGGGUUAGCAGUGUGGUUAAGGGUAGGUUUAAAAUCUGAUUUUAUGACUUUGUGACUGUGCCAGCUAGUGUCCAAUCUGCAGAGUUGCCUCCCGGGCAAGGUUCAUGACAUUAUUAUAUUAAAGGGAACAGUCUAGUGAAUCCAUCAAUUGUGGGUUAAUCUCGCUGUGAUAUCCUGAGGCGAAUUUGGAGCUCUCAGCAUGUAUAAAUACUAAAUCAGUUCGUAGAAUUGAAACACGACCACUUUCUCAAGGUCACAGAGGGACGAAAUCACUUCAUGCGCAAAGCUUGCUGACGACACAAUAGUGGUAGGCCUGAUCACCGACAACGAUGAGACGGCCUAUAGGGAGGAGGUCAGAGACCUGGCCGUGUGGUGCCAGGAUAACAACCUCUCCCUCAACGUGAUCAAGACAAAGGAGAUGAUUGUGGACUACAGGAAAAAAAAGAGGACUGAGCACAUUCUCAUCGAUGGGGCUGUAGUGGAACAGGUUGAGAGCUUCAAGUUCCUUGGUGUCCACAUCACCAACAAACUAUCAUGGUCCAAACACACCAAGACAGUCGUGAAGAGGGCACGACAAAGCCUAUUCCCCCUCAGGAGACUGAAAAGAUUUGGCAUGGGUCCUCAGAUCCUCAAAAAGUUCUACAGCUGCACCAUCGAGAGCAUCCUGACUGGUUGCAUCACCGCCUGGUAUGGCAACUGCUCGGCCUCCGACCGCAAGGCACUACAGAGUGUAGUGCAGGGUUCUUCAAUUCCGGUCCUGGAGGGCCGAAACACCUCUGUUUUUCAUCCUCUCCUUCUAAUCAGGGGCUAAUUCAGACCUGGGACACCAGGUGAGUGCAAUUAACUACCAGGUAGAAAUAAAAAAUUCGGCCCUCCAGGACCGGAAUUGAAGAACCCUGGUGUAGUGCGUACGGCCCCGUACAUCACUGGGGCCAAGCUUCUUGCCAUCCAGGACCUCUAUACCAAGGCGGUGUCAGAGUCACCCUAGUCAUAGACUGUUCUCUCUGCUACCGCACGGCAAGCGGUACCGGAGCACCAAGUCUAGGUCCAAAAGGCUUCUUAACAGCUUCUACCCCCAAGCCAUAAGACUCCUGAACAGCUAAUCAUGGCUACCCAGACUAUUUGCAUUGCCCACCCCCUCUUUUACACUGCUGCUACUAUUAUCUAUGCAUAGUCAUUUUAACUCUACCCACAUGUACAUAUAACCUCAAUUACCUCGACUAUCCGGUGCCGCCGCACAUUGACUCUGUACCGGUACAUCCUGUAUAUAGCCUCCCUACUGGUAUUUUAUUUUACUGCUGCUCUUUAAUUAUUUGCACGCUUUUUUUUUUUUCAUAAAAACUGCAUUGUUGGUUAAGGGCUUGUAAGUAAGCAUUUCACUUUAAGGUCUACACCUGUUUGUAUUCGGUGCAUGUGGCAAAUAACAUUUGAUUUGAUUUGAAGUUGUAACGAGUCUGCAGACAUUCGAAUGGUGUCUCUGCCUCGCUAAGAGGACGCUUGGUAGAAAAUGCUCUGUCGUCGGUUAUAUGAAAUGGAGCCAGUACAUGUUUAUUUUACAGUUAGUUGUAAGAAAGGUGGAAUCUUUUCAGUCAUUGCAAUAGGACAACAAUCGGAUAUCAUUUUUUAUAUUUUCAUAAUAUUUGUAAUAUGUACUUGAGCUUGUGUCCUCAAGUGAGUACACCUCAGCAAUUUAUAAUUAUUUUUUACCAGAAAGGUGAGUUCCAGACAUUUCUAGAACUAUGCAGCGUUACUAGAUAUUGUUUAUGGUAAUCUCAUGAAAAAUAAUUACUUUUGGGUAUGUCUAUUUAGGCAGAUAUCGAAAUUUUUCCAUAACGUUCAACCAGGCCAAUGCAGUACAGCUCGGCUGGGCUUGGCUCAGUAGUAUGAAAAAGGGUAUAAUUGUGCAUGAACUGUAUAUUAUUUUUGAUUCCCCAUGUUUCCUCUGCAUUGCAGGAUCAUUUCCACCUGUGGGGAGUUGCUGAGACAGUGUGGAGCCUAUGAGCAGCAGCUAUCAAACAAGUAAGACCAACACCAACUCCAAAUCACCCCCAGGCCCUACUCCCUAGCUACCUGACUCGCCCUACUUAUAUCCAUUCUUACUUCCCCCAUUCUCUUGCCAUGUCCUAUAGGUCAAGUUUAUUUAAGUACAUUUUAUUUAAAAGUGCAUUAUACAUGGGUCUCAACACACUUUACAUGAUGAUCCUAUAGGAUCCUGGCCACGGCGGGGAAGUACCUGUCUGAGUCGUACAGCCCUCGGAGCCUGGCGGGCAUCCAGGAGGCCAGCUCCACGGAGAGGAAUCCCUGGCAGGAGUACAACUACCUGCAGAGGGGCAACAUGGCAGAGUACAACAGCCUGAUGGAGGUGCUCUACUCCCUCAAGGUAUGGCUGGUCAUGCUGGGGGAAAACGGAGAUGACUUGGAACUGUUAACUUUCAUUUGGGUUUGGGGUUUAGGGUUUUAGCUUGGGUGUGAUGUUACAGUAAUUGUUGAGUUGUUGGAUAGGAUGGGAAUGUAGCCUAUAAAUGGUCCACUGUAACUAUUUUCAGAGUGAAAAUACAGUGUCUUGUGAUCAAUGACUGUCAUUUUUGCUUCAUUAAAGCCUUGUAAUGCAAUUAAGUAAGUGGCAGUGUGUUUUUAGGGAGUUAGGUCUGUUGUGAGGUCUGUCAUGUUCAAGUUGCCAUUGUUUUGUAGGAGAAUGGGACCGGUAACUCCAGUCUUCUGGCUGAGCCCCGAGUGGCUCUGACCCGUCUCAACCAGCAGGCCAACCAGCUGGCCUUCGACUCUGUCUUCCUGCAGAUCAAACAUCAACUCUGCUUGGUCUCCAAAAUGGAGGUGUGUGUGUGUGUGCAGUCAGUCUUGUUUCUGUAUGUAAAUGUAAUGCUUACAUAUGUUCCGUCUUGUACCAUGUCUGUUAUCAGAGCCGAGAUGCAGGAGGUUUUGGAGAGAGCUAUGCUGUAGACCUACCUACCUUCAGCUUGUCCCCACAGGAGUACAUCACCAAUGUAAGUCUGGCCCACUAUGGGCACAACAUCUACAGGCUGAUUCAAGUCAUAGAUUCAAGUAUUAUUGUAUAUGUAUUAUGUAAUAUAAGCUGUCUUUAGAAAACAUGAGUGGUGUUUUCUGUUGUAAAUGUUCACAGUUAGUGUUACUAUAGUACUAUGAAUGUUCAGGCUAGUCAGAUUGUGUUGAGGUGGCUGACUGCCUGUGUUUCUCCUUGAAAGAUAGGACAGUACAUCAUGUCUCUGCCGCUCCAUUUGGAGCCCUUUGUGACGCAAGAGGACCCGGCGCUGGAGUUGGCCCUGCACGCAGGCAAACUGCCUUUCCCUCCUGAGCAAGGUGACCUUCUCUCCCCCUCGUUCAUUCGGUCUCUACCUCCAUCUGUCUCUCUACUCUUCCCUCCUUUUAGAUGUUUGCCCCUCUGUCUGUUACCGGUCUCCCUUGUUCUUUUGCUCCUCAUCCCUGUUUUCCAGCUUUUUCCCUCUUCCCCAGUCCUCUUCUACCUCCCCAUACCUCUCCCCUUACCUUCCCCCACCUAACCUAUUGCCCUAAACUCCUGCUCUCUUCUUUAUUUCUCUCCUUGCACUCUCCCCCUACAUCUCUCCUCCACAGUCUCUCCCUCUUUGUCCUAAUUUCAAUAGCCGGCCUUGCUAUUUUCUGUGCGUCCUGUGUGUGCCUGGCCAUGCCUGACGUUUGUUUUGACGACAUUUGUCUGACGUUGUUCCAACCUCAGGUGAUGACCUUCCGGAGCUGGACAACACAGCAGACUACUGGCUGGGCUCCAUCGCCAGGGCGACCAUGCAAACGUACUGUGACGCCAUCUUGCUCAUCCCAGAGCUCACCGCCCACUCCACCAAACAGCUGGCCACAGACAUCGGUACUAGACCACCAUCAUUUACCUACAAAAUAUUAGGGAUGUAACGAUUCACAGAUACUCAAUGGUCCCCGGUUCAAAUGUUUAAGAUAUGAGUGCAUCGCUCUGCGGGAGCCCAAACCGAUCCGAAUUAAGCGUGCAUCGGUCAGAAAACAGAUUCAAAUGUUACGAAUUGCCAGUUCACAAUUUUUUUUUUAUCGUAUUGUUUUAUACCGAAAAUGGCUCUUAUCUGUUGUGACUGAAUUGAUGCGUCCUCCUUUAGUUCAGUAGCCUAUCGAACUUUUAUGCAUGUAACUGCAUAUGACUGUCAGAUAACAACUAUACGCACAGUGUGGGAGACACAGCUGCUCGCGCCAACGAGAGGUAGGCCUAUCCCUGUUCUAAUAGGCUAUUUGUACAUCUGAGCAGCACUUUAAGCAUUCAGAUGCCUGUAAAAUGGCUUUCGCAAUGUCAAAUCAUAAGAUGUAUUAGUUUAGUGACAACCAAUGUAAUUUUCUGGCUCAUUGUUACCAAAUGUGCUGUAGAAAAUUGUGUUUUACCGGAGUUGUGUAGCCUACCGGAGUGGACGCAACUCACAUCCAGCUGCUGAUUUGAGGUUUUCAAUCAUUCAGAUUUUAUUUAGAUUGUUCAGGUUCACCAUAAGAAAUCGUUUUGGUAGAUUUGCUUUAAACGGUUAACGUUUUUGGUUGUUUUUACAUGAACAGGAUAAUUUCGUAAAGGACAGCAAUCAUUUUUGCAAGCUGUGCAAGGUCGAUUUCAAUGGUCGGAGUGGGAGAAGCUGUCCGUAAAAUUCGGUCUAAACCAUUCGCUUUUGAGACGGAAUGAAAUCCAAAGCUGCAUUGUAUUAGUUGGCUAAUUUCUAAAGAUAAAUAUUGACAGUACUAGCUCAAAUCAUUUAUCAACAAAAAUGACAAAUUAAUCAGUGGGUGAUGGUGAUUUCAGAUAAAAGGUGGGGGGACAAAAAUAAUAAAUUGCCCCUACCCCUAAUCUGAUAGCAGAGUGGUAGAUGCUCAGUCUGCCCUAUUGCUCAGCUCAGGUGCCUACACAUACCAUUGAUACACACACUAACAGAGGGCCACUCAGUUUAGAGAAGUCCUCUCAGACAGAUCCAGCUCAGAUCGAGAGGCCCAACUCCUGAGCUCCCAUCAGCAGCAGAUAAUAAUUCUAAAUGGAAAAUGAAUGUGUUUAUUCAAAAAAUUUUAGUGCAUCGAACCGAAUCGCAUCAAUUCAUUCCGUUAAUCAAAACAAAUCGCACCGAGUCGUUUCAAACUAAAACGUAUCAUUCCUGUAUCGUAUCAGAGCCCGUGUAUUUAGAUGCGUAUUGAAUCGUUCAUGAAAGAUCUAUAUGCUAGAUGGUUCCCUAGUUCUAGAUCUAUUUUGUACAUGGAGCCAACAUGGUUAUAAGUACUGUAUGUCAUUGCUUCUUGGGUGCCGUAUGAUCAUCUGGAGUUGGUUGUUUAGUAAAAAAUGGUAUAUCUACUGGGGUUUUUUAACUACAGACUCAUUACAUUUUCAGAUGAUUUUAACGUAAACCAAGAAGCAAUACAUACAAUAUUUAUUGUAAUUAUAAAGUUAUUUGUAACUACAUUGAUGUUGCUAGUAAUAGAGCAUCAAGUAUGCAUUGUAAAAGGCCAACUUGCCAAAGCAUCAAUAAAAUUAGAAAUAUGCUAGCACCUGCAAAAUUGUGAUUUGUUCAAAUGAUCAGUGGUGAAAAAUCAGCGUACCAGAACAGAGUUCCUCGUUAGUCGUUGCAUCCCACAGACUGUUGACAGACGCAACAAUACCAUUUAUGUUAAGUGUGUCUAUCCACAAGAGAUGCAUUGGUAAUAAUAUAGUAAUAAUCAAAUGUUAUUGGUCACAUACACAUAUUUAGCAGAUGUUAUUGCGGGUGUAGCGAAAUGCUUGUGCUCCUAGCUCCAACAGUGCAGUAGUAUCUAACAAUUCACAACAAUACACACAAAUCUAAAGUAAAAUAAUGGAAUUAAGAAAUAUAUAAAUAUUAGGACAGGCAAUGUCGGAGUGGCAUUGAUUAAAAUACAGUACAAUAGAAUACAGUAUAUACAUAUGAAAUGAGUAAAGUAGUAUGUGAACAUUAUUAAAGUGACUAGUGUUCCAUUAUUAAUGUGACCAGUGAUUUCAAGUCUAUGUAUAUGGGACAGCAGCCUCUAAGGUGCAGGGUUGAGUAACCGGGUGGUAGCCGGCUAGAGAUGGCUAUUUAACAGUCUGAUGGCCUUGAGAUAGAAGCUGUUUUUCAGUCUCUCGGUCCCAGCUUUGAUGCACCUGUACUGACCUCGCCUUCUGGAUGGUAGCGGGGUGAACAAGCCGUGGCUCGGGUGGUUGAUGUUCUUGAUGAUCUUUUUGGCCUUCCCGUGACAUCGGGUGCUGUAGGUGUCCUGGAGGGCAGGCAGUGUUCCCCCGGUGAUGAGUUGGUCAGACCGCACCACCCUCUGGAGAGCCCUGCGGUUGCGGGCGGUGCAGUUGCCGUACCAGGUGGUGAUACAGCCUGACAGGAUGCUCUGAAUUGUGCAUCUGUAAAAGUUUGUGAGGGUCUUAGGGGCCAAGCCGAAUUUCUUCAGCCCUGAGAUUGAAGAGGCGAUGUUGCGCCUUCUUCACCACACUGUCUGUGUGGGUGGACCAUUUCAGAUUGUCAGUGAUGUGUACACCGAGGAACUUGAAGCUUUUCACCUUCUCCACUGUGGUCCCGUCGAUGUGGAUAGGGGCGUGCUCCCUCUGCUGUUUCCUGAAGUCCAUGAUAAGCUCCUUCGUUUUGUUGACGUUGAGGGAGAGGUUAUUUUCCUGGCACCACUCCGCCAGGGCCCUCACCUCCUCCCUGUAGGCUGUCUUGUCAUUGUUGGUAAUGAGACAUACUACUGUUGUGUUGUCUGCAAACUUGAUGAUUGAGUUGGAGGCCUGCGUUGCCACGCAGUCAUGGGUGACGGUGUGGUCCUCUGUAGCUCAGCUGGUAGAGCACGGCGCUUGUAACGCCAGGGUAGUGGGUUCGAUCUCCGGGACCGCCCAUUCACAAAAUGUAUGCACGCAUGACUGUAAGUCGCUUUGGAUAAAAGCGUCUGCUAAGUGGCAUAUUAUUAUUUAUUUUUAUAACAGGGAGUACAGGAAGGGGCUGAGCAUGCACCCUUGUGGGGCCCCUGGGUUGAGGAUCAGCGAAGUGGAGGUGGGGCGUCCCGUCAGGAAGUCCAGGACCUAGUUGCACAGGGCGGGGUUCAGACCAAAUUCCCUGAACUUAAUGAUGAGCUUGGAGGGUACUAUGGUGUUGAAGGCUGAGCUAUAGUCAAUGAACAGCAUUCUUACAUAGGUAUUCCUCUUGUCCAGAUGGGAUAGGGCAGUGCAAUGGCAAUUGCAUCGUCUGUGGAUCUAUUGGGGCGGUAUGCAAAUUGAAGUGGGUCUAGGGUGUCAGGUAAGGUAGAGGUGAUAUGAUCCUUAACUAGCCUCUCAAAGCACUUCAUGAUGACAGAAGUGAGUGCUACGGGGCAAUAGUCAUUUAGUUCAGUUACCUUUGGUUUCUUGGGUACAGGAACAAUGGUGGCCAUCUUGAAGCAAGUGGGGACAGCAGACUGGGAUAGGGAGAGAUUGAAUAUGUCUGUAAACACUCCUGCCCGCUGGUCUGCGCAUGCUCUGAGGACGCGGCUAGGGAUGCCGUCUGGGCCGGCAGCCUUGCGAGGGUUAACACGCUUAAAUUUCUUAUUCACGUCGGCCACGGAGAAUGAGAGCCUACAGUCCUUGUGAGCGGGCCGCGUCGGUGGCACUGUGUUAUCCUCAAAGCGGGCGAAGAAGGUGUUUAGCUUGUCCGGGAGCAAGACGUCGGUGUCCGCGACGUGGCUGGUUUUCCCUUUGUAAUCCGUGAUUGUCUGUAGACCCUGCCACAUAAUAUAGUCAUUAAUAGGUAAUAAUAUAGUAUGUCCAUACUAUGUUUUCAGUGUGUUAGUGCCACACAAUGGUUUUUUCUUCAACAUCUGUCUCCUAACUCCCCACAGACUACCUGAGCAAUGUGAUGGAUGCUUUGGGCCUGCAGCCCUCCAGGACCCUGCAGCAGAUAGUGACCCUGCUGAGGGCCAAGCCAGAGGAGUACAGACAGAUGGCCAAACUGCUGCCCCGCAGACUGGUGUCCACCAUCGCUGCCCUGAGAGGGCUGGACCACUGACCACGGUCACACUCUAAACAGGUAACAGACUAUGGACAAAAAUAAGCUAUUUUGCUAACUCUGGCAUAUUGACAUUGAUACUGUAUGAACACUAGAAAGUUGAUGAAUGUGCACUGUCCCUGUCACAUAAGUCAAACAUUAAAACUAUAGGGCCCAGUUUUUUCUUGUCACAACACAAAUAUUGUCCUUCACCUCCUGUGUUGGUCAGCCAGAUCUCAAGUAUGUUUACACUUGACCAAAAAACAAAUCCAGUCUCUUAGAAUGUAGACAAAGAAAAAUGAUAAAAUGACACAAUUUUUAAUACGCAGUGUAAAUAUGGAAGUAUGUAAUGUAACAAUUAUGAUCCUACUCAAAUCACUUGUUCCUCACUCUCUUUCCUCUAUAGAUAUGAUAUCUGGAGUCUGGACCCCUGGUAUGACAUAACUGAGAAGUAUCCAUUUGGGGAUAUUCCCAUCAUGAAACAGCUAUAAGCAACAUGUUCAAAUCAAAUAUUUAAACUGCUUUGGCAUCGUACUAUUGGCUAUUAUGUUGUAUAUUUUCUAUUGUUUUCUAUUAUGGUACAUUUUUGUUAAUUGACACUUAUAUGGGGGUAAAUCAGGGUAGAAUUGGUUUUGCUUAUUUGUAAUGUACUGGAAUCUGUCCACUAAUUUAAUAAACAUAUGGCCUCCUUGUCUUCAACUCUUUGAUAAUGAAGUUAAUUGAAGAUUCAAGUUAAAUGUCUGAUUAACUGAG